UGGGUUACUCUGGGACUUUGGUUACUCAAGGUGCCGCUAGCAUUGAGUGGCGCACCUGUUUGUUUACUACAGAUGGUGCGCGUCCGUCGCCAGUUACUACCGAGGAGGGACAGGCGGCCGCCCCCUCACACAUGCUGCACUAACCAUGGAUCCACCUGGGAAAGGUGCAAGUGAAAUGGGAGCUGGAGUGGAUGCAGGAUCAGAGAAUGAAUUAGCUAUGGCAGAAACAAUGCCAGAAGCAAUGAACAGAAAGGAAAGUGAUUUGUCUGAGGAGCCGCGGUUGCCUAAUGUAUCCAGUUCAGUGGGUACCCAUGACUCAGAAAGUGUGAACCCUAAAGUGCCUUCAAAAGAUCCACACAGCACAACUACGUUACACAUGGAAGACCCAGAGAGAAACUCAACAACCUUGCCAAGUGUAGAGGAAAGUAAUGUUAAGCAGAUUUCUACUGGAAUAUCAGAUAUUUUGUCAGAGAAUUCUGAUAUUGAAAAUAAAAGUAAAAAUUCUAAUUCUUUAACUGAAAACAGUGACAAUAAAACUAUAUCAAGUGAUCAGUAUAACACAAGUAGUGAAAAUGGUGGUGCAAUAGCAAGUGAGAGUAGUGGAGGUAUUAGUUGGAGAUCUGAGGGUGAAUCAGCACUGCCUUCUAUGGGGAUUCUGCCGGAUGUGGAGGGAACCCCAGACCAAGGUGCCCAAUCCAAGAGACCACAGCCUCCAGACGUGGCAGCCCAGUGUGUUGCCUCAAGCUCUGCUGCACACAGCCCAGAAACACAUGCAGUGGAUCCCUCAGAUGUGGUGCACAAGAUCAAGAAGAUCAAGUGGCAGGAUAUUGAAGUGCCCAUUAUAACACAAAAUAAUAAUGGCCCGUGUCCACUUAUUGCCAUUGUUAAUGUAAUGAUUCUCAAGGGCCAGAUCACGUUACCAGCUGACAGAACAGAGAUCACGGGAGGAGACUUGGUGCUGGUAGUUGGGAAUGCCCUAUUUGACCAGCCAAGGAACUCACUCCCGUCAGACAUGAGGCGUCAUGUAGAGCAGAACACAGAAGAUGCAAUCAGUAUUCUCCAUAAGCUACUUACUGGCUUAGAUGUUAAUGUUAAGUUUUCAGGGGUGCGAGACUUUGAAUUCACUGGUGAACUGUGCGUGUUUGACCUGCUGGGCAUAAUGCUCUAUCAUGGGUGGGUGGUGGACCCCUCCAGUGAGGCAGCUGCCAUCAUCAAGCACCUCUCCUACAACCAACUCACCAACAACAUAUUUGCCUGGAGAGAAGAGGCUAUUAAGAACAACAACAAUGACCUCCUUGUAAAAGCCAUGUUGUGUGAAGAAUUUAUGGCUAAUAGUGGAUCUCAGCUCACCAUCCAUGGUCUCUUUGAACUGGGAUCUGCCUUGCGUCGUGAAGAAAUAGCAGUUCUCUUUCGCAACAACCACUUUUCUACCAUAUAUAAAAGAGGGGACCAGCUUUAUCAACUCCUCACUGACCAAGGAUUCCUACAUGAAAACAUGGUGUGGGAAACUCUGAAUGAUGUGGAUGCCACCUUCUCUGAGUUUGUUAAUGGGAACUUUGAGACCAUCCCACCUGCUCCUGAACCAUCUCCAUCAUCCAGUGACCUUCAGAACAUGACUCUUCAACAACAAAUUAAUUCUGAUGAAGAGAUGGCAAAGAAGCUGCAAGAAGAAGAAAACAGGUUAGCAGCCGAGGCAGAAGCUGAAGUUCAACCGUCCCGCCAGGCCACCACAGUCCCUCCAUCUGUGCCCACACCCAUCCCGCAGCACAACCCUCAGCCACAAGAGGACAAGAAGAAGAAGGAGUGUGUGAUCCUCUGAGAGUGGCAAGCAGUGGACCAGGUGGUACCCCUUCCCACUGGGCCAGUGAUGGAGCAGUACUCUUCUCCUGGGCAGUGAAAGUGUGUGGGUGGCUUUGUGAUUGUUAUUCAUUAUGAGAAAAGAUGGAAAAAAAAGUUCCUCUCCUCCCUAGUCUAAUUAACAUGUACAUUGAGUGUAUAAAGUCACUUGGUUUUCAUGUCUGGGAUAUUAAAGUGAAUAUUAAGGAAACAUAUUGAUAUAUUUAAUUUGUUAUGAUAGCUUUGCCAUAAUUGUGUACUUUAGUUAGGCAAUGGCAACAUAACAAUAAAUCUUAAGUAUCAAAAAAUGAUAGGUUAUAUGCUUGCCAUAUUUGCUUGUCCUGCAAUAAUAAUAUUUUUCCCUAUUUUGCCCAUCUCUUCUCCAGUAUUCUUCUGUGAACUGAGAAUGUCACAGGCAGAUUUAUGUGUUUUUAACAACACCCACCACUAUUCAGUUUUCAGGGCCAGGGUUGGCAUAAAUUUCAUCACACUUAGAAAACAUGUAUGUACAGAAAGUUAUUUAUUUUGUUGAAGAAAUUGUGCUUACUUCUAUAUUAUGUAUCUGCUGGUUACUCAUGUAAUAUACACAUAUAUCUAUAUUUUCCAGAAAAAAAAAGUAGUUAUGUGAAAAUUAUUUAAGACAUUGUUAUGGUAAUCUUUAGUAGUAUUUCAUAUUGUCUACAACUUGAAAAGAAAAGUAUUUAGUAGUGAAGUAGAUACUUAGCAUAUGAGAGGAUGAACCUUUGUAGAGUGUGAGUUUAGUGGUGGAGUGUGUGAGUGUGAGGAUGAGAGAGUGAGAGGUGUGGGAUGUGCAAGGGUGAGAUGCAUGGACAGGUGCAAUUAAAGAUUUUCCUGCCGUGGCCUCUCACCUGAAUAAUUGAGUUCCCAUGAAUCAUAGUGGUCUAAACUGUUUCAUAUUGCAUCAAGUUGCUGAAGAUACAAAUGGUAUAAAGUGGAUGACUAACAGAAAGAAUAUAGAUGCAUUGAAAAGGCUUUGUGGUAUAAUGCAUGAUUUACUUAAAUGACUAGCAGUGAAUGCACAUGUUGUCACUACUCUGCAUUUCAGUUUUUAUCUAACCUUUUGCAUGCAUCAGUUGUAUUUGGCUGUAUUUCAUAACCGAAGUAUUAGAUGUAUUUUGUUAAUUUCACUGACUAGGUGUUUCUUGCCUUUUUUGUAAUAGUACCAUUUCCUUUAUCAUUUACCAGUUCUCUAAAUCUUGACUAUAGACUUAUAGACUAUUAGCUAACCAAAUGGUUUCGUGUCACAAGAAGUCUCACAAGAAAUGACAUGAAGCAACUGUAGCUCACCUCUGCUAAGUCACGAAAGUCUUAUUCAUGACUAUCUUGUGUUAAGAGAUCCCUCAGCUUUUUUGUAAAAUUACUGAUUCUGAACCUCUUAACUAAAGUUUUCUCUUCCUCUUCCAGUCUGAUAAAGGUUUGUGUUGCUUGCAUCACUAACUACAGGCACUGUCACAGUUGUUGUGCAACAUUAACACACCACACAUUCAUCUCGCUGUUCCUUUCAAGUCUUUCGUGUUCUGUUUCUAGAUGAUUUUCAUGGUAGUUCUUAUGUAUCCAUGUUUGUCCUUUUGUUUGAGUUUCAUAUUUGCUUUAUAUAAACAACAAUAAUAACAAUAGUGCCACAUAGACAGUUGUAGGUCCAGUGUUUUGAACCCAAUCAGAUCCUGUUUUGAUGCUAAACUACUGGAGGGUGAUCUUGGCAGACUGUAUUAGUGGUUAGAGGAGUGACCAUUGCAGUUUAUUAAAAAAUGUGUUAUAUUUAAUGUAUAAAAUCAUUAUAAAUUAACCAGUCUCAUGAAAAAUUACAAAAAAGAUAAUUUGC
Scylla paramamosain (green mud crab) is the source of this 3679-nucleotide messenger RNA. RefSeq names its product ubiquitin carboxyl-terminal hydrolase MINDY-1-like. The record is from RefSeq and is a predicted model, not a curated record. Gene Ontology annotation, molecular function: K48-linked deubiquitinase activity; cysteine-type deubiquitinase activity; cysteine-type carboxypeptidase activity. NCBI's taxonomy places the organism in Eukaryota, Metazoa, Arthropoda, Malacostraca, Decapoda, Portunidae. Gene Ontology annotation, biological process: protein K48-linked deubiquitination. The coding region runs from base 146 to 1819 and encodes 557 amino acids. Gene Ontology annotation, cellular component: cytosol; cell periphery. The transcript has 8 exons.